GCGAGAGAGAGCUCGCCGCGGCGCCUUGAGGCUGCGAUGGAUCCCCUGCAGAUAGGCCCUCCUCCCCCGCCGCGGUUCUUCAGCUGGGACGAGAUCAAGUCCUACUCGAGCAGGGCGCCGGAGCGGUGGCUGGUGAUUGACAGGAAGGUCUACGACAUCAGCCGGUUCCACAAGAGGCAUCCGGGGGGCUCCCGCGUGAUCAGCCAUUAUGCUGGACAAGACGCCACGGAUCCUUUUACAGCAUUCCAUCUGGACCAGAGUCUAGUGAGAACACACUUGAAGCCCUUGUUCAUUGGGGAGCUUGCAGCAGACCAACCCAGUUUUGAACCCGGCAAAAAUAAAGAACUCGUGGAGGACUUCCGUGAGCUCCGUGCCACCGUUGAGAAGAUGGGACUACUGAAUUCCAACCAUCUCUUCUUCCUCCUGUACCUUCUUCACAUCUUGCUGCUGGAUAUAUUAGCCUGGCUCAACAUGUGGUACCUUGGAACAUCCUUGGUGCCAUUCCUCAUCACCGCCUUGCUACUUGGGACUGUCCAGGCCCAAGCUGGUUGGCUGCAGCAUGAUUUGGGACAUCUUUCUGUCUUUGGCAAGUCUAAAUGGAACCACUGGAUUCACAAAUUUGUGAUUGGACAUUUGAAGGGAGCACCAGCCAGCUGGUGGAAUCACUGGCACUUCCAGCACCACGCUAAACCUAACUGCUUUUGCAAGGAUCCUGAUCUCAACAUGCACCCUUUGUUAUUUGCACUAGGAAAGAUACUCUCUGUAGAGCUUGGCAUAAAGAAAAAGAAGUUCAUGCCGUACAAUCACCAGCACAGAUACUUCUUUAUCCUUGGUCCACCAGCUCUGGUGCCUUUUUACCUGCAGUGGUAUAUUUUCUACUUUGUUGUUCAGCGCAAAAAAUGGGUGGAUUUGGCUUGGAUGGUGACUUUUUAUCUCCGGUUCUUCCUAACUUACUCAUUUCUACUAGAUCUCAAGAGCCUCUUGGGUCUCUUUCUCCUGCUCAGAGUCAUAGAAAGUCACUGGUUUGUCUGGGUGACACAAAUGAACCACAUCCCAAUGGUCAUUGAUUAUGAUAAGAACAUGGACUGGCUUUCAACCCAGCUCCAGGCAACAUGCAAUGUAAACCAGUCCUUAUUCAACGACUGGUUUACUGGGCACCUCAACUUCCAAAUUGAGCACCACCUUUUUCCUACCAUGCCUCGACAUAACUACUGGAAGGUGACCCCCUUGGUGAAGUCCAUUUGUGCAAAGCAUGGCAUCCAGUACCAAUCUAAGCCUUUGCUCACAGCUUUUGCAGACAUUGUAUGCUCUCUCAAGGAAUCAGGGGAGCUCUGGUUGGAUGCCUACCUGCACAAGUAAGAGCCAAACACCAUCCCUUGGGGGACAAUUCCCCAUCCUCGUCAUCUCCACAAUUGAAGAAAGCAAGUGCCUGGUUCAGUUGGGGAUGGUUAUCCUUGUGAGCUGAAUUCUGAAACCUGGUGUUGCUGCUCCAUUGUUUCUCAUGCUUCCCUUUUCUACUCAUGCCUCUACCAUCCCUCCAUUCUGUCUGAAGAUCUGAAAGUUUGUUCAGAAAUGCAUAUUCUCCAGCCUUCGGGACCAGGAAGCAAUACCAGGAAAGGCCUUCACUGCCACUUCACUAAAAUUGGUGUUUAGCAAGAAAACCUUAGUUGCCUAUUCCUUGUAGAGUACAAGAGCUAAGUUGUAGAAAUGGUUGAAAUGACAGAAGCUGGAAGGAGAAAUUCAGGAGGUGGGAAUAGAAAUUGCCAGUAGAGAAGAUUCAUACUGGGGCCCAUAGCUUAGCGCUGGAGAAGUUUGGAGGAAGAAGAACAAGGAGACUACAGGGGCCGAGAGUCUUGAUUGAAAUACAGUGGUAUAUAAAGGAAAUUAAUCAAUGUUUAUGAGUAGAGAUCAGUCAAUUCCUGAAUCUAGUUCACAAGCACUAGAGACUAGUUAGGCAAGCUUAACUAUUGGGAGGAAGUGAGGAUUGUCCUCUGUGCCACAACUUCCUGACAUUCCCGGAUGUACUUUACAGAAAAGGGUAAAGAAUAGCUAUAAUUAUCCACAUGCCUCUCCUAUGAGCGUACAAGACAAGUUAGUGAAAGGAGACUAAUGAAUGUAUUGUUGGAGGCUUUCAUGGCCGGCAUACGAUGGCUGGUGUGGGUCUUCUGGGCUGUGUGGCC
Messenger RNA from Python bivittatus (Burmese python), 2180 nucleotides. RefSeq names its product acyl-CoA (8-3)-desaturase. Gene Ontology annotation, cellular component: membrane. Lineage: Eukaryota; Metazoa; Chordata; Lepidosauria; Squamata; Pythonidae. Gene Ontology annotation, molecular function: oxidoreductase activity, acting on paired donors, with oxidation of a pair of donors resulting in the reduction of molecular oxygen to two molecules of water. Gene Ontology annotation, biological process: lipid metabolic process. The record is from RefSeq and is a predicted model, not a curated record.